AUGCAACUUGCACACGCAGCAUCUAGACACGAUGGCGACAUGGGCGCCGACGCACGGAACGGCCGCGACUCGAAAGUUCGCGGCCGCGACAUGAACGACGGCGGCCGCACUGCCAAACAGGUACGCUUGGACAAUGAUCAAGGCGCAGGCGUGGAUGCACAAACGCUUCAUUGGGCCUCUGCACCUCCUCCCGCUUAUGGAAACCCACACGAUCCGCACGGCACUGGUGCACAGCCGUCCCAGUAUGCUGCGCAUGGCCUGGAUCAGAGCGGCAUGCCGCUCGGGCACGCGGACCCCUCUUUUGACCCCUCCGCCUACGCAGACGACGUGCAGGUCGACGAUGGCGGCCGUAUGCAAGGACACGAUGGAUCCAAGUCACUCACGUCUGAAUCAACUGGCUUGGUCGGCGCGCGUGGCAAAACUGGCAUGACGCGCACACUCAGCACGAGCCGGCGCGCGGAGCAGAACCGCAACGCACAGCGCGUCUUCCGCGAACGCAAGAAUAAGUACAUUACUGAUCUCGAGAAUAAGGCGGCAUCUUUGGAGGGUGCAUUGCUUGCUGCAGAGGAGCACCGCCGCCGCUUUAACGACGCUCUCGAAACGAUCGAGAUUUUAAAGCGCGAUAACGACACGCUGCGUGUCGCGCUGCGUGCACUUGGCGGCCACCAGGCGGUUCCUAGCGCGCCUGCUCUUCCGCUCGAUCGCUCUGCUGCACACGCACAAGCUCUUUUGCCCGGCGCAUACGGUGCUGCAAGCUCUGCUCGUGGUCCUCAUGAUGCGCACGACCCGUCGCACGCACAAGGUCCUGGCCACGGCGCGCCUGGAGGUCUCAGCGAGCCGUCCGAAGGCCAAGACUCCGCCACUGCCGCCGCUGUUGCCGCCGCUGCGUCGGGCAGUGCGCCCUACUGGCUUCUGGAGGCAGUCUCGAACGCAAACCAGCAGCAUGGGUUUCCCGUCUCGGGCCACUUUCAACCGCCACUCGGCGACAAUAUGACCGGAAGUGCGCAGGCAACACACGCGCCGAUGCAGCACGGCGACGGAGGACUUCGCGGCACGCGUGGCCAGCAAGCUACGCAGCGCCACGACGGCAUGAUCGACCCAAGCCUCGACCAGAGCCGCAUGGGUGGACUUGAUGAAGGCGAAGAUACUCGCCAAGGCGCCCGCGUCGAUGACGGCAAGGCAGGGGAGAUGCACAACAACGGAAACCCGGACAGCCUUGCCUCGCUUAGUGCUGUCGCUGCGGCUGCAGCUGCGGCAAACUCGCAGAAGCAGUGA
Malassezia vespertilionis is the source of this 1275-nucleotide messenger RNA. RefSeq lists its product as uncharacterized. The coding region runs from base 1 to 1275 and encodes 424 amino acids. Lineage: Eukaryota; Fungi; Basidiomycota; Malasseziomycetes; Malasseziales; Malasseziaceae. The record is from RefSeq and is a predicted model, not a curated record. The transcript has a single exon. Gene Ontology annotation, cellular component: RNA polymerase II transcription regulator complex. Gene Ontology annotation, molecular function: transcription cis-regulatory region binding; DNA-binding transcription activator activity, RNA polymerase II-specific.